This is a messenger RNA of Phanerochaete carnosa HHB-10118-sp, 1073 nucleotides long. RefSeq lists its product as uncharacterized. NCBI's taxonomy places the organism in Eukaryota, Fungi, Basidiomycota, Agaricomycetes, Polyporales, Phanerochaetaceae. The transcript has 5 exons. Bases 28 to 807 code for a protein of 259 amino acids. The record is from RefSeq and is a predicted model, not a curated record. Gene Ontology annotation, molecular function: oxidoreductase activity.
CACAUCCUCAGAGCAUAACCAGAGAAGAUGGUCGCAUCACUCGCAGGCAAGACUGUUGUUGUCGUCGGGGCCACCUCUGGCAUAGGCUACGGCGUCGCGAAAGCGUGCUUGCUCUCUCAGGCCGCGCACGUCGUCGUCGUGGGCACCACCAAGGAGAAGGCGGAGCACACAGUCCAGCGGCUGCGCACCGACAUCGCUGCGGAGACAGCCAGUGCCCCUGCGGGGACUCUCCUGCCCGUCAGCGGUACCAUCGCGUCUGACGCGCUCGACGCACACGAUCUUGCGUCCGUGCGCGCGUUCUGCGAUCGUGUCGGCGAGAUCGACCAUUUGGUCUGGACCAGUGGCGAUCCACUUCGCGUGGGCUUCCCACAGGCACUAAGUCUCGACGAGCACCGAGACGCAUUUGAUGUCCGAUUCUGGGGCGCAGCGCAAGCUGCACAGUCUAUCAAGAUUCGCAAGGGCGGGUCUAUUACGCUGACCAUUGGCUCGGGCAUUGCUCGUCCUCGCCAGCAAUGGUCGCUGGCAGUUGGUGUCCUUGGUGCUGUCGAUGCCCUCGUCCGCGGUCUCGCAGUCGACCUCGCUCCCGUGCGCGUGAAUGUCGUCUGCCCUGGCGUCACAGACACUGAGCUCUGGAGAGCCAUGGACCCCGUCGCAAAACAGAAUAUGUUCGAAGCUGUCGCGAAGACACUCCCCGUUGGGCAUAUAGGCUCUGCAGACGAGGUUGCUGAGGCCUAUCUUUUCUUGAUGAAAUGCAGUUUUGUUACAGGUCAGCGCAUCGAAGUCGACGGAGGAAACAGGCUCUCGUGAGGAAAUAUUGUGUCUAUAGCAAGCGUUUGUGUAUGAAAUCAUGAGUAGUAAUGUCCAGUCGGAAUUUUACUUCAGUACGCACUGCGCGUGAAGCAAGAUGUAUGUACCAACUACCACCGUGGGAUUAAGUUCUCUUCUGCCUCAGACCAUCACUACAUGUAAUUCUUGACCACGUAGCAGGCGCAUGAUGGUGCACUACUGCUUGAGCCUUGCCAAGGGCUAGCGCUCAUUAGGCAUCUAGAGUAGACCACGGAGACAGUGUAAAG